Messenger RNA from Schistosoma turkestanicum, 4860 nucleotides. NCBI's taxonomy places the organism in Eukaryota, Metazoa, Platyhelminthes, Trematoda, Strigeidida, Schistosomatidae. The record is from the annotation of a GenBank genome assembly.
AUGGGCGGUAAUCUGGAUCGAUUCGACACUUCAGUUAUUCGAAAUAUUGAUGAAGUUCCGGAAGAGAAUAAUAAAUUUGAAAUACUAAAAACUCAUCAAUCAUCAUUCAUUGCAGAAGAAUUAAUUCAACCAAAGGCAUCGAGGCAUAGAAGGUAUUCUAGUUGGAUAUGUAGUUGUGAUGUAUCUAUUACUAAAGAACGUAUUAAACGUCAGCUUAAUCGUGGUAAAACAACAGUUGAAGAACAUGUAUGCUAUCCAUGGUUACGACGUUUAUUUUUCCAUUUAUCAAAUUACUUUCCUAAUCUUCAUACAUCUAGACCUUCAAGACGAUAUCGGCCUCAUACAUCCAUGUCAACAGCAUUAAACUUUCGACCAGCUAAUAAAAACGUCAGUGUGUGUACUUACAAAUCUCAUACAUCGUCAUAUAAAGAAAAUGAUGGUAAAAAAGUUGGUAAACAUAGUUCCAUUCAACGCGUUAAUUCAAUGACAAAAAUGUCAAUGAGUGCUUUCAGUUCUUCAGAUAUUACUAACAAUAGCUAUGAGAACAAUAAUAAUAAUAAUAAUGUUUCGAAUACUGGAUUCAAACGUAGACCAUUACAAAGACAAAAAUCUAAUGGAUUUACAGAAUUUACAGAACCAGAAAUGAAUUUUAAAGACAGAUUAACUUACAGUUCUUCAUCUGAAACUAGUAAUCUACGUUUACGACAAGCUAGAUUAACAACUACUCAAACAAAAUCAUCUGUAUUACCUGCUCAAAAUUACAGAUUAUAUAUGGAUUGUCCACAUAGUAAUCGACUACAAGGAGCAAAUGCGUUUUUAUCGAAAUCUUCAUUAUCAAUUAAUGAAACUACUAGAUCAAACAUAAUCACACCAAUCGUCUACGGUUAUUCUUCAACAAAAAUAAAAUCCCACCAGAAUUUACAAACGAUAAAAGAUGAACAGUACAUGAAUAAAUCAUCUGGUAUUCAUUUAACAGAUAAUAUGAUCAGACCAAUAAAUCGUCGAGCCCAUAUGAUUCGUUCAGCCAAUUUAAUUUAUGAUACAUUCGAUGAAUUGUCGAAUGAUUAUACUAUGAAUGAUCAGCAUAAGUCACUUCUGUCUAACUCUACACGAAUCUACAAUGAUAGUAACACUCAUAAAAAUAUAAAUCACUGUGAUUUGCCAGAUUCCGGCUUAUUUUGUACACUUAACGAUUUACCAUAUGAUCAAGAACCAGUGAAAAAACAUUUAGAAUCAUGGUUAAAAGAAGCUGUGACUAGAACAAUACAAGGAAAAACUCUAAUAAGAAGAAGUCAUAUGUCUCAUGUAAGCAGUGGUGAAGCACAAAGGGAACCACCAGAAACAGUUACACCACAACCACAUAGUUUCGAUGGACCGAUUUCACGUUAUCGUGAUGAAUUUACAACGAGUUAUGGUCAACGAUCUAUGGAGAAACCAUUCAGUAUGAGUUUGAACAUAUCAACAGAGAGUCCACAAAUCAAACCUCCAUAUAUUACCAGAGACAGUAUAGAUGGAUAUUCACCAUACUAUUAUGAAUCCAUGUUUGAGAAACAGCCAGAAAUCAUUAAUCAUAACAUAACUGAUAGGACUGAUGAAAGAGUAAAUUUAUCCUUAUCCGAUCAAGAUAAAUCGUACCAGCGAAAUAGUAUUAAUCCAAUGUCUGAUGUAAACAACAAAAAUCUUAAAUUCAUUCAAAAAUCCUCUUUUACUUAUGAUAAUAAUUUUACUGCUAUCAAGACUAGUAGUAUUGAUAAUAAUAAUCAAAUACCUAAUGAUUACACUAAUCAUGCAUUACCAUUAAUCCAAAAUAACGAUCGUCUACAAAUAACUCACGUAUCACGAGAACGUGCCAAUUCAUUCAAAGAAUCAGAUAAGAUAAAAGAAGAAUAUAGAUAUCGGUAUAACCAUUCCAAUGUUGAUAAUAAUAAAGCAGUUGUGUAUAGUACAGAUAAUAUCAAUAACAAUAUUUUAUCUUAUUAUGUAAAUGCUACAAGUCGGAAUACAGGAAGAUUAUCAAGUACAAUAAAAACCAAUCAAAGACAUAGUUUCAGUGAAAGGUUGAAAUUGUCUCGAUCGCCAAAUGUUAGAUCUUUACCAGAGAAAUAUCGUUUAACACAUACUCUAUCAGAUGAAAAUAGAAAUGAAAUUAUAUCUGCAACAAUGAGCACAACUAAUACAUCACAAUCAAUACGUAGAUUAUUAAAUUUCAAAAAAUCUCCCCAAACAUCGAUUGAUUUAAAUAAUACUAGUCAACAUGCAAAUGAGGAAUUGUAUAGACGUGGGUCAAAAUAUUCUAAUAUAUUAGAUCCAUCAUUAUCUAUGGACUGUAGCGCAUCUCAUCAACCGCAUCACGGCAUGUACGGAGAAAGACGAUACUCACGACAUUUAAAACCACUAGAUGCUUGGCAAAGUAGACAAUCACAUAGUAUGGAAAUUGUUUAUUCUACACCGACUAAUCAAUAUUCAUCAUCCAGUCCACAAAAACGUAGUCCAUUAUCGAAACAAGCUGCGAUUCGUAAACUACCAGCUAUUUACAGUCGAUCAUUACAACAUUCAACUUGUUCAUUUCCUGUUCAGUGGGGUGGUUUUCUUAGUGGACCAACAUUAUCCUUAACAUCAGCAUUUGAUUCAUCAAGUUUAACACCGGAUUCAUUAAAUCAUAAACAAUUUUUCCGUAGUUCACUUGAUUCUCAUGAACCAGUACAACUUACAGCAGGACAAAAACAACAACAACGUCAACAUUCACAAAAUCAAUAUAAGCAUAAAUUUUUCAUUUCACAAGAUCAUGCUCAUUCUGCUACAGAAUCCCCAAGAAAUCUUAUUUCAUUAACAGAAACAAUUAAUGAUAGUAGAAAUAUUAAAAGCUUACAACAAUCGCGUAUAAAUUUAUCACCAUGGCCAUAUAACACACAACUAGUUACACGUAAAGUACAUAGUUCUGAGUUAAAUCCUAACGCACAAUAUCAACAGUUACUACCGGACUUUGUAAGGAAUACUACAGUUUUAUUAAAAGUGAGAGACAAUCUUCCAAAGACACAUUCAACGUCCUCAUCAAGACGUGGUUCAGCAAUUAGUAAUAAUUCUGUAUUCAUAUUGAAAGAAAUGAAAUCGAAAUUAAAUAAUGAUAUGCUGUCCUCUUAUGACUUGAUAUCCAAUAGUACUACUAACUAUACUGACAACACUGUACUACAUCCUUCAUCUGUACAGAACUGUAAAACCAAACAAUUAGAAAAGCUUAUACCGCCAGAUUUGAUAUUUAGUCCAGCAUCACGACGUGCUUCAAUGAUGGACGACGAUAUAUCAAGUGUUCAACCUUCAAUGUUAAAUAUCACAAGCGAUUUGGAAGAGUUCUAUUUGAAUCAUACAGAAAACAAUAAUAAUAUUUCUGUUAUAUCAAAUAACCCAAUUGAUAAACAUCAUCAAGAUAUUACUGAUUCACAAAACCAUACAAAAAAAAUUCAAUAUAACAACAAUCAAUCGGAUAAACUAAUGUCAACCAAUUUAGUUGAACCUAAUUGUCUAAAUUCAUUGCCUCAUCAACAUUUUACUUUAAAAUAUAAUCGACAUAAGUCAGCCGAUACAUAUAUUCCACCAGAUGGAUUGAAUAACUUACAAAAUUUGUAUUUUGACAGAAAUAAUGCUAGUGUUAAACCAAAUACUAGGUAUCUGUCACAAACUUAUUUUAAGCCAACACAACAAAGUCUGACACCACCACGUUCACCUUUAUUAUUGAUUAAUAAUAAUAAUAAUAGUAAUAACAAUAAUCAUAAACAUGAAGAUGGUCAUUUAAAUUGUCACUAUCAAUCACAAAUACGUGUAACGUGUUGUUCACAGAUUGAUAUGAGAAGUUUACAAAAUGGAUGGAAUUCUAUGCAUCAACUGGUUGAUAAUAAUUAUAAAUACAAAAUGCAACAUCAAAUCAAUACAAAUAACUCAAUCAGUAAACCAUCAAUAGGAAUUUAUAAUUCCGAUUACAAUUUAACAAAUCAUUUUCAAGAACCACUCUUUUUAGAUGAAGGACAUAAUUGUGAAGAUAUUAAUUGUAUUUGUAAAAGAAGAACUUCGGUAAACCAAACACAAUCAAUAUCAGAUGAAGAACAUACGGAUGACAGAUCAUUACCGAAAUCAUUAAUUAAGUCGGAAAUGAAAAAUUUUAAGGGUAAAGAUUAUCUUUUUAAAAGUACACGUGGCAGUGAUACUAAUAUCAUUGAUCCACAGUUGCUUAAACCUUCAUUAGGGCCAGUUAUCGAUAGUAGUGAUGAGAAUACAAGCGAUAUAUGUGAUGAUGAUUACAAUGAUGAUGUUGGAAGAAUACAGACAAUGAACAUCUGCAUUACAGAUACUCCAUUACAAUCAAAGACAUAUCAUAAAAAUAAAAAGGACUCAAAAGCAGAGAACGUUGAUUCUAGACAAAUAAAAACUGAUAGUCAUGCGGCUAGACGAAAAAGUUUUCUGGCAAACUAUUGGCAACAAACUAUUCAACAAGAUGAUGAACUAAGUAACGAAGACAUAGAAGUUAAUAUAAAUGAAUCAGAUUAUGAAUUCAAUCAAACAAAAAUCAAAUCAAAUAGAUAUGAAUCAACAAGUGGACUGAAUCAUUACAGAACUAAAUACCAUGCUGAAAAUGACAGUAUUAAUGGUAAUGACAACAUCAAAGAUUCAUCACUAUUACAAAUAAAUAAAUCUAUAAAUACACGAAGUAAAUCUAGUGAAUCUGGAUUAAACUACUUUAAUAACCCUAAUAGUAGUAACACGAACAAUGCUAAACUACUAAACAGUCGAGAACUACCUUCAAGCCAACAACAACACCAGGAUUAUUCUAUCAAAAAAAAGUCUCGAAGAAAGCCAAAAUAUCAUUAG